AUGGCGACAACAGCAUUAGAUCCUUUUAAACUUAUUGAUAUCGAGAAUGCUACUGAGGAACAGGCGUUGGUCUUGGAGGAUAUAACUAAACAAUUUGAAUUAUCGACUCAAAAAAUCACCGAGAUUGUCCAGCAUUAUGUUGGUGAAAUGCACAAAGGCUUGGAAAAGAACAAUCAUACCCUGGCAAUGAUUCCCAGCUUUGUUAUUGGUAAACCGACCGGCAAAGAAGUUGGAACUGUUCUCGCCAUGGAUUUGGGUGGCACAAAUUUUCGUGUUUGCCUAAUGGAAUUCAAAGAAAAUACCGAAAUAAAUAUCAAACAACAAAAAUAUCGCGUACCAGAUGAAUUCAAAACUGGAAAAGUGAAUAUGUUGUUUGAUUAUAUCGCUGACUGUGUCGACAAAUUCCUCCAAGAAAUCGGCUAUGAAAAGAAAAAUGGAAUAUUAGACCUUGGCUUCACUUUUUCUUUUCCUGUGCAGCAAACGGCUAUCGAUAAGGGUACUUUACUACAUUGGACCAAAGGAUUUGAAGCGGAAGGAGCCGUUGGAGAAGAUAUCGUUAAAUUGAUGCAAGGUUCAUUAAAUCGAAGACAAAUUCCUGCUCGUGUCGUUGCUUUGAUAAACGAUACUGUUGGAACAUUAUUGGCACAUGCUUACAAACGUCAUACAGAUGCUUUAAUUGGAGUGAUUCUUGGUACUGGUACUAAUGGCGCGUAUUUUGAAAAGAUAUCACAUAUUAAAAAGUUGGGCACUUUUCAAUCUAAAUCCGAAGAGAUGAUUGUUAAUAUGGAGUGGGGAGCUUUUGAUCUCGAGCGUAAAAUUCUCCCAAUUACAAUGUUUGAUAAUAAAUUGGACCGUGAAUCAUUAAAUCCUCGUGCUCAAUUAUUCGAGAAGCUCAUCUCGGGAAUGUAUCUCGGAGAAAUCGUGCGCAACAUUAUUCUUUACCUUAUUGAUCGUGAUCUUCUAUUUAAAUGUGUGCAUUUUGACUACUCAACAUUCAAAGAAAUUAACAAGCAAUGGGCUUUCGAUACAGUUUGGGUCUCGACAAUUGAGGCAGAUCAAAGUUCAAAUCUUGACGACACCAAAAUAGUUUUUGAGAAAUACUUGAACAUAUAUUCAACCUCUCUAACCGAUCGACAAAUCGUAAAGAAAGUUUGUCAAAUUGUGGGAAUUCGCUCUGCACGAUUAGGAGCUGCUGGGUUAGCAGGCGUGAUCUCACAUCGAGGCGCGAUUAAAACUGGAUGCAGCAUUGGAAUCGACGGAUCAUUAUUCGAAUUUUAUCCGAAUUUUGAACAACGACUCAAAUCCACAUUUCACGAAGUAUUUGGAUCUGAUGCUGAGAAUAUUCAUCUGGAACUUACGAGAGAUGGAUCGGGUGUGGGUGCUGCGUUAGCUGCUAUACUGGCAGUAAAACACGCAUAG
Ambispora gerdemannii is the source of this 1419-nucleotide messenger RNA. The record is from the annotation of a GenBank genome assembly. Lineage: Eukaryota; Fungi; Glomeromycota; Glomeromycetes; Archaeosporales; Ambisporaceae.